This is a messenger RNA of Hansenula anomala, 204 nucleotides long. RefSeq names its product 40S ribosomal protein eS28 (gene RPS28A). NCBI's taxonomy places the organism in Eukaryota, Fungi, Ascomycota, Saccharomycetes, Phaffomycetales, Wickerhamomycetaceae. The record is from RefSeq and is a predicted model, not a curated record. The annotation marks the transcript as partial. Gene Ontology annotation, molecular function: structural constituent of ribosome. Gene Ontology annotation, biological process: maturation of SSU-rRNA; translation; ribosomal small subunit assembly. Gene Ontology annotation, cellular component: ribosome; cytosolic small ribosomal subunit. The transcript is spliced from 2 exons.
CAGGAUACCAAAACCCAAGUCACCCUUGCUAGAGUUAAAAAAGUUUUAGGCCGUACCGGUUCUCGUGGUGGUGUUACCCAAGUCAGAGUUGAAUUCAUUGAUGAUUCAUCAAGAACUAUUGUCAGAAACGUUAAAGGUCCAGUCCGUGAAAACGAUAUCUUAUCAUUAAUGGAAUCUGAACGUGAAGCUAGACGUUUACGUUAA